AUGUUGGAUCAAACUCCAACGAAAAUUGUUCCAUGGAAUCGUGAACUAACGAAUAAACGAUCGUCGCAUUCGCUAACUGACAAAAUAACGAAAGCCAGUCCCAGCAAGAUUGUUAAGACUCGCAGCAACUUAAUCAGCAAUCAUGUGAACACUUUGAUAUUUAUGGAUCUUGAAACUACUGGUCUUUUCAAAGGCCAAACGCAAAUCAACGAUGCUACCAGACUGGAAUCACCUGAUUCUUAUACGAAGGCGCUAAAUCAAUUGAUUUUGGAAAAAAUUGUUCAUAAUCGUAAAUUUGUGCAAUUUAAAAACAGUUUUGCCGAAGAAUGGCCGUUGGCUGUCCAGUUCCUGAAUUCGUGUCAGAAGCCUGCAGUGUUAAUUGCCCACAAUGGAAUCCUUUUCGAUUUUCGCGUUCUAUUCGGAGAGAUGAAACGUUUCGAUUUACUCGAAAAAUAUCCAAUGCCUGAAGAUAUUAUUGGUGGUGCUUAUCAAGCACAUUACGCACAACCAGAUACGGAAGCGCUUCUUCUCGUUUGUAUGGCAUAUGGUGAUGAAUUUUUAGAGUUUAUUGACAAAAAAAGUGCCGAAUUUCCAUUCUAA
Messenger RNA from Caenorhabditis bovis, 600 nucleotides. Lineage: Eukaryota; Metazoa; Nematoda; Chromadorea; Rhabditida; Rhabditidae. The record is from the annotation of a GenBank genome assembly.